Messenger RNA from Rotaria sp. Silwood1, 409 nucleotides. Lineage: Eukaryota; Metazoa; Rotifera; Eurotatoria; Philodinida; Philodinidae. The record is from the annotation of a GenBank genome assembly.
CUACGGGUAUUUCACCGUUUUUUUUUAAUCUUUGUCUGUCUGGGUAGAACAAGCACGACAAGAAAAAAAUUUAGAUCGUUUAGUUAAUACGUCUAUUCAACAAACCAAUGAUAGUGAUACACAAGCAACAAAUUAUUCCAACAACUCAUUAUAUAGAUCUCCACAAAAUGUUGAAACUGCGCACUACCAAAAUUCAUCACAUAUAAAUUCUAAAGGUUAUUCCGCAAGCGUAUACUCACCUCGCACAACAUACAAUCGAUUUCAUGAUCCAUCAUCGCCACGUUCUCCACCUCAAACUAAACAAUCUCCGUUUAAUGCAUUACACUAUCAGUCACGCCCUUUACGAUGUUAUCUAUGUCAGAAAUUGGGCCAUUUUGCUCGUGAUUGUAGAUCUGCAAAAAACUAUUAA